Molecule: messenger RNA, 372 nt
Organism: Psilocybe cubensis
Lineage: Eukaryota; Fungi; Basidiomycota; Agaricomycetes; Agaricales; Agrocybaceae
Exons: 1
Coding region: 1-372 (123 amino acids)
Source: RefSeq, a predicted model, not a curated record
AUGCAGCUAUUAUGCGCUCUUCCACCGAUUUUGCCGUAUCCACAAGACGAGAUCAACGUUGAGAUUAUCACAGGCACCGUCGAAGUUCAAGACGAAGUCAUACCCGAGGAUGACGAUGACGACCUUACUUACCAAACGAGAGGCAAAUCUGUUCUCCGAGCAGUCUUUAAGAUAGGUGAUGGCAAAUUUGAAGGCGAUCGCACUGCUAUCCGAAAGUACUCUGCCGGGAAGAGUGCAGGCAAAAACUACAGCCGUGCAGCAGGUAAAGGCAAUGAGGUUAACACCGAACAGAAAGGAAAGGGGAAAGCGAUCCAAGAUUCUUCUGACAUCGUAUACGAGGAGCCCGAACAAGAGUUCAUGGAUAUGCUAUAG